Linum trigynum is the source of this 606-nucleotide messenger RNA. Lineage: Eukaryota; Viridiplantae; Streptophyta; Magnoliopsida; Malpighiales; Linaceae. The record is from the annotation of a GenBank genome assembly.
AUGGCGAACGACGCAGAGGCGGUGGACUUCGAGCCGGAGGAGGACGAUUUGAUGGACGAGGAUGGAGCCGUCGACGUCGACGCCUCCUCGCCGCGGGCGCCGCAUCCCAAGCUGAAGUCCGCGAUUACCGGCGGCGCCACCACUUCGGUUGCGCCGAAGAAGACUAAAGGCCGAGGGUUCAGGGAGGAAGCUGACGCCGAGCGGCAGAGUCGCCUGGCUGGGCGUGACUUCGAUUCACUCGGCACGGAAGGCGGUCCUGGUGCUCAAAGAUCCAUUGAAGGAUGGAUUGUUUUGGUUACUGGUGUGCAUGAAGAGGCGCAAGAGGAUGACUUGCAAAAUGCUUUUGGUGAGUUCGGAGAGAUUAAAAAUCUGCAUUUGAAUCUCGAUCGUCGUACUGGUUUUGUUAAGGGAUAUGCGCUGAUUGAAUAUGAGAAGUUUGAGGAAGCACAGGACGCUAUUGCUUCAAUGAAUGGAGAUAAAAUACUUGAACAGACUGUCAGUGUUGAUUGGGCUUUCUGCAAUGGACCCAGCACUGGUCCUUUCAAGAGAAAGAAUGCAAGGAAUGCACGAACGCACCGUUCAAGGAGCCCGAGGAGGCGAUACUAG